This is a messenger RNA of Angiostrongylus costaricensis, 336 nucleotides long. The record is from the annotation of a GenBank genome assembly. NCBI's taxonomy places the organism in Eukaryota, Metazoa, Nematoda, Chromadorea, Rhabditida, Metastrongylidae.
AUGGACGUCGAUUCCUGUGUUCUUGCGUCCAGCGAUGGUGAAGGUCCGUUGUAUUCAACAUCGGUGCAAAUUCGAGUGAAGCCCUUGAAAUCUUCAUGGAAGAAGAAAAUGACAGAUAAAGAAAAAUUGACACGAUCGAAGCUUUUGCAGCAAGAAAUACGUGAUCGACAGCUUAAGGAAAAGCAAGAAAGAUUUGAAAGAAAGAAAGAACAGGAAAAACGUCGCAUUGAAAACGAACGAAAGGGAGAGGUUGUACAGGUAAUAAGGAAUACUGAGAAGGUGCGGAAAGCAAAAAAGAAGCAAUUGCGCCUCAUACAAAAACGGGAUACCAAUUAG